Messenger RNA from Anoplophora glabripennis (Asian longhorned beetle), 535 nucleotides. Its product is annotated as coiled-coil-helix-coiled-coil-helix domain-containing protein 1. NCBI's taxonomy places the organism in Eukaryota, Metazoa, Arthropoda, Insecta, Coleoptera, Cerambycidae. Gene Ontology annotation, biological process: mitochondrial translation. The record is from RefSeq and is a predicted model, not a curated record. Gene Ontology annotation, molecular function: RNA binding. The transcript has a single exon. The coding region runs from base 123 to 476 and encodes 117 amino acids. Gene Ontology annotation, cellular component: mitochondrion; mitochondrial ribosome; nucleoplasm.
AGUAGAAAUAAUCUAAUCUAACCUUGCUUUUUAAUAUUCUGACUGACCUAAUAAUUCUAAUUCCUGAGAUUUUUAAGGAGCAUAAAAUUGUAAUUCGUAGUACAUAGAAACUCCAAAAAAAAAUGAAGAUUAUUUCAGCAUUAUUAGCUAGAGGAAAUCCCAAGGAACCAGUACCCUUUCAAGAAAUUUUACCACUUAAAUUAAAGCCUGUAGUUUCUGGUAAGGGCGACAAGUCUUCCGACGUUUGUUGUGUACAUGAAAUGAGCAUUAUGUUAUCUUGUUUUAAAGAAAAUGAAUUUAAUCAAUCUUUGUGUUCCAAAGAAAUAGAAAUGUUCAAAACAUGUUACAAAAAUCAUAUGGAUACGAAAAGGUUGAAAAAAGCUAAAGAAGCUAAAGGUAUUCUUACUCCUGGAGAAAAAUCAUUAUCACAUAAACAAAUUAAUGUAUUAUUGAAACAGUUUCCAAAUAAAACAUAAAAUAUAUAUUAUUAAAUAGUUAUUAUAUUUAAGUAGAUUAAUAAAGAAAGUUAAACAAG